AUGAUCCAGCGAGUCGCACUCCCAUCUGUUAACCAGGGGCGAUCCGUCCUACCACCGGGCAUAACUUCGGGCCCUUCCAGACGUGAACAGAUCUUCUCAUCAUAUUUCAAUGUAUUCUUCCCAGUUCAGGCGGAUGCGAGGUCCAGUGUGGACCUCUGGUACUAUCUUGCGUCCAAUUUCUCCGCGAUUCCCAGGAAAAGCGAGAUGUUGGAAAAGUCACUGGCCGCAUUGGCUUGUGCCUGGCUGGGGAAACGGAAUAAAGAUGCGGGUCUACUCAAAUAUGGUGUUCAACUUUACAAUUCCGCCAUUAAGAAAAUGGGGAGCAUGAUUACCCGAGACAUUUAUUCUGAUGACAUCAUUUAUUGCACCGUUCUCUUUCAGGAAAUCGAGGCCAAAGCCCCCCUGGUUCACACGAUAUAUCAUGAAUACCAGAAGCAGCGCUUGGUAAUGUCCGCCCAAGGAAUUAACAUUAACCAAGAAGAAUUCGACUAUAUCACCCAGCCAAGUGAAGGCAACCCAAAUGUGGAGCUCCUUCGUCUUUACGCUAAUUUCGCCCCAAUAUCCAAUGCAGUGAGAAUGGCUAGGCCCCCAAACCACAGAAUAUGUCGCAUGCUGCUCCGUAAAUGCCUUGCACAUCGGGAGAAGGUGACAGCAUGGUAUGCCAGCAAUGUCAGGCGGGGUCCAGAAGAAUGCGCCUUAGGAGAGGUUUUGACCACACGAAUUCCUCCGACAGACAAUCUAUUUGGUACCGCCUACCGAUUCCACUCUCUUGACAGUGGAAAAAUCCAUAUCAUGUAUUGGACGUUGCUCAGUAUCAUGCAUGUGGUGAUAUCUCGUGCCCGGAACCUUGUUCGCGUCUACUAUAUAGAUCCAUUCACGCCAGAUAUUGAUGAUCAGUUUGGCGAUCAAGAUUAUCUGAUCUCAAGCUACUGGGGCGAUCAGAUCGCCCGAGCAAUGCCUUACCAUGCACAGGACGACAUGAAAGCAUGGGGUAUGCACUCGGCAACAUUUUCUCUUUGUCAGGCCUGCAAGUCUGCGGCCGUAGAUUCCGGCAACCGGAAAAAGUUCGACUGGUGUCAGAGCGUUUUUAGUGCAUUUGGAGAGGCCGGGUUUGAAUCUUGCUUCCGCCUUUGCGAGGUAUUCACGGGAUUGUGGAUGAUGCACCAGGCUCGCCAAGCGGGUAUUACAGUGACUUCGCCUUCGGGUGAGCUACAAGCUGGCACUCCAGAGUCAGUGCGGAAACAACAUCAAGUCGUGGGCGGGGUUUCAGCAGUGCCAAAUCUCUUAGAUCAGGUGGUACAGCGGGAUGCCAACCCAUAG
Messenger RNA from Penicillium manginii, 1320 nucleotides. RefSeq lists its product as uncharacterized. Bases 1 to 1320 code for a protein of 439 amino acids. The transcript has 3 exons. The record is from RefSeq and is a predicted model, not a curated record. NCBI's taxonomy places the organism in Eukaryota, Fungi, Ascomycota, Eurotiomycetes, Eurotiales, Aspergillaceae.